This is a messenger RNA of Trichoderma citrinoviride, 1332 nucleotides long. RefSeq lists its product as hypothetical. The transcript has 3 exons. The annotation marks the transcript as partial. Lineage: Eukaryota; Fungi; Ascomycota; Sordariomycetes; Hypocreales; Hypocreaceae. The record is from RefSeq and is a predicted model, not a curated record.
GGAUACUGGGCGGAGAGACAGCUCACGGCAGGCUCUUCCCGCAAGAGCAUUGCCAGUGCCAACACGCGCUUCUGGAAGUGGCGCUCACGUUCGGGCAAGUCUGUGAGCGAGACUGAUGGAACCCCUGAAGGGGCGCACUCUUCCCGUGUGGCCUCCGCAUCAGGGCCCAAGUCGAGAUAUGAGCCCCCGAAAGAAGAUCUACCACCCAUUCAACAGGUCUGGACUCCCUAUCUGUACGAAUCUGAUCAUGUAUUCUCACUUCAACAUCCUACUGAGCCGCAUGUCUCGCCUGGUGCUGCUGCAAUGACGCCAUCCAAGUCACAGCAGUCCAGUGAAAGCAUUGUUGUUUCGCCCGGUCAAAAGGGCCGCCCCAUGGGCAUCCCUGAAGAACCUUUGCCUGAGGGCCGUGCUCAAUCAUUCUUGAAACCCGCUCUACCGAUGACUCCCCUCGUCUCUCCGAGGAUCUUGUACCUGAAAGCCAAAAGGGAAAUUGAAUCCAAGCUCAAGCAUCAACAAGCCGACGAUUCGUACCUGGACCACCCGACAGACGCUGGCCAUCAGACAGGUUCCGGGCUGGGGACUGAGCGCUCUGGUAAGAAUCAAGCUCCUGGUGAAGACUCUCGUACGCGGUCAACGCUUGAGGGUGCCCGCAAGUUCCUCGCUACCCAGAGCAUCAGCAGGACGGGAACGUGGUUCAAAGAUGAGCAUCAUACUUUGAGAAUAGGCCGCAAGCUCUUCGGGAAGGCCCCAUGGCAUCGGAAGACUUCCAAUGACUCGGUCAACAGCGUUUCCAGCUCCAUCCGGGCGGUUCUUAAGGGUCAGACACCUCCGGGGUCUCCCGCGACUCAGUGGAUGAGACAUACGAGUGCCUCUCUGCGUGUACUCUCAUAUUUCGAGGCCGUUCAUGUCAGCACACCUCCCUUGGACGAAGACACGGCCGAUGGCAGGCCUCGUGCCUUUUUCACGUCUAUGACGCCCCCCUUGGCGGAAGGAGAAACCAAUACCAAGCCUGCACCGCCCGCACGCUCGACAAAGCGCUACAGUGUCCAUGGGAGGACCAUGACAUCUCAGCCUCGCGAGUGGUGGGAGCAGAUGCCUCAGCGGCCAGGCCGCCGCGACCUCUCGGGGGCUACCGGCAACGCGGCCAACAAGUUUGAGUUCGACGUCCUGGAACAUCUGCCUGGAAGCCCGUUGUGCCCUGCCGACAAACGGCACAAGAGUGGCGGCACAGGCGUGUGUGUGUAUCACGGACGGAGGAAAACCGGGUCACACCUCCGAGACGAAGUGAGUAGAGGACAAGGGCAGGACUAUUCGUCAUCGGACCUGGCUUGA